Molecule: messenger RNA, 2243 nt
Organism: Xenia sp. Carnegie-2017
Lineage: Eukaryota; Metazoa; Cnidaria; Anthozoa; Malacalcyonacea; Xeniidae
Product: serine/threonine-protein kinase/endoribonuclease IRE2-like
Exons: 4
Coding region: 81-1457 (458 amino acids)
Biological process (GO): intrinsic apoptotic signaling pathway in response to endoplasmic reticulum stress; IRE1-mediated unfolded protein response; protein phosphorylation
Cellular component (GO): IRE1-TRAF2-ASK1 complex
Molecular function (GO): ATP binding; protein serine/threonine kinase activity; RNA endonuclease activity
Source: RefSeq, a predicted model, not a curated record
GUUGCUUCUCAUCAGACGAAGCAAAACUUUAAGUAGUGGAACAAGCACUGAAAUUAUUUUCUAACCAUUUUGUCAUUCAAAUGGAUCCAAGCUACAACUCCUCAGAAAGUCUGGUCAGAAACUCAAGCUUUUCAGAAGAAUUGCUGUCUCAACCGUGGAAAUGUUAUGAUAAAUCAAUAAUGCAUCACCAAAAGUUCAAAAUGAUGGAGGAAUAUGGGCAGGAAAAUCCAAGAAAAGUUAAACUUGUAAAUGGUGUAAAGGUUAUUUGUUCUGAAGAGUUUUUGCUUGGUAAAGGAAGUGAUGGAACUCGUGUUUACCUUGGGCUCGGAAAAGAUGGUUACGGAAAAGCAGUAAAACGAUUGCUUCGAGAUAACUGUGUGGAGUUAGCCAAACGAGAAAAAGAUAUUUUGAAUGAGUUGAAUGCCAAGCGCUCAAAUUAUGUUGUGAAUUAUUGGUAUCUUGAAGAAGAACCAGGCACAGAUUAUUUGUAUUUGAUAUUAGAUUUGUGUGAAGAAUCGUUAGAGAGUUAUGUGAAAUCUUCUUCUUUGCAAGAUCUUCAAAAAGUCGUUCCUAAAGUUCUUAUUCAAAUCUUAAAUGGUCUAGUUAACCUUCACAGUGGUCCGUGUCCUAUUCUUCAUCGGGAUUUAAGACCAUCAAACGUUCUUCGAGAUGUGGAUGGAAAUUUUUUAAUCGCUGACUUUGGUAUAAGUCGAAAAUUAUUAAAUGAAACUUCGACACAUCAAAGCAUACAAAGAGGAGCUAAAGGUUGGAUAGCUCCAGAGUCAUAUGACGCAUCAGAUGAAUCAAUUGAUAAAGUUCGUUACAAAAAAGAGUCUGACAUUAUGAAUGCCGGAAUGGUGGCUUAUUAUGUUGCAACAAAGGGGAAACAUCCUUUUGGAAUUGAACGGCAUAGACUGGACAACAUUUUGAAAGGAAACCCAGUUGGCUUGAACGAAAUCAAGGAUGCCACGUUCAAAGACCUUUUAUCGUGGAUGCUACAGCUAAAACCGGAAGACAGACCAUCGGCCAAAAAGGCGUUAAAACACCCUUAUCUACAAUCAGAUGAAGAGAAAUUUAGCAUGCUGUGUGAUAUGGGGAACCAACUGGAGGUGAAACAUUCACAAAGUCAAAAUUCUCCCACUUCAGAUGUUCAUAAGCAGUUGCAUGGCUCCACAGAAUGGAUGAAGCGUAUCGAUGAUGAAGUCGUCAAAGAUUUGAUCAACUUUGAAGUAAACGACAGUAUAAGAACUCUAAAGUACGAGUCUACAUGGGCAGGAUGCUUAAGAUUUAUACGAAACGUUGACCAACAUUGGCAAAAUAAGCCUCGUCCGCAUCUAUCACAAUAUGUAAAGCAAGGCAAUUAUAAAAAGUAUUUCCUGCAACGUUUUCCUGAACUUCCUCUUCUGGUGCACAAAGUCAUUAGGUCACUGGAAAACGAAAUCUGUUCACAAGAAUAAUUAAGAACGUCGUGCAAUUGUUCAGGAUUUGUUUACACUAUCUACUCAUAAGUUUUAUUGUCUCGCUUUUAAAUUUAAUGACUUUUUAUUUAAACACUUUCUCACUCGAUACUGAAGUCUUAUAAUUAAUUAUGUAAUAUAUACUGUGAAAAAUUUUAAUCUCCGCAAAUGGAUAUGAUUACUUAAAAUAUUUAUAAUGGGACUGAAAAUAUUACUAAUUCGAAUGUACAGUCAUGUAGUGGCAAGGUGUCCCUUGCAAUACAUGACAUUCAUGUUGUUAAAUGAAUUAAAAUUGUAUGUGGCUGCGACUCAAAAAUAUUUAGGUUUUUGAGCGUUGGAGAUUUACCUCAUCGCAGAAUACAGCGAGGAGUUAAAAAUUGGGUAACUCCAGUCAUAUGAUCUAUCCAGCAUCCAAUCAUCAAUGUAUCUUGCUACAAGAAACAGUCUGAUGUUAUGAUAAGUGUUUGUUGUGGACAUUUAAAUGUAGUUGAAUUUUGCAAAUAACAAAUAAAGUCAAUUUUUGACGUUUCAGUAUCCACCGCCACUAACCUUGUAACUGUUAUCAUGUUUUUUAUUGAUUUUGGAAUGCACGAAUAGUAGCUUUUUAUGUUGAAACAAAUGGAAAACAUCGUUUUGUACCUGAACGGUUUUUAUUUUUUCGUAAAUGUUUUCAGUAUGAAAGCUAGUUGAUAUUGGCAAAUAGUCGAAUUCAAUUAUUUAAGUAACACUUUAUGCAAUGAAAUUUGUCAAAUUUAUUCAAUGAAAUACAGAUGAUGUUUCACUUCA